Mytilinidion resinicola is the source of this 2460-nucleotide messenger RNA. RefSeq lists its product as uncharacterized. Lineage: Eukaryota; Fungi; Ascomycota; Dothideomycetes; Mytilinidiales; Mytilinidiaceae. Gene Ontology annotation, molecular function: RNA polymerase II CTD heptapeptide repeat phosphatase activity. The transcript has 4 exons. The coding region runs from base 1 to 2460 and encodes 819 amino acids. Gene Ontology annotation, cellular component: nucleus. The record is from RefSeq and is a predicted model, not a curated record.
AUGUUGGUCGAAUCCCCCACCGGUCUCCACUAUCCCAUCACCGUCGUCGAGCUCGCCAAGAAACCCGAAGAUGAUAUUCAACGGGGUGCGCCACUGUUCUCCUACUACUAUGAGACUACCGUGACCGAGGGCGACAAGUAUGGCGAUGAGAAGGAGGUCAAGAAGAAGUUCCCUGCCGGCUUCGAGUCGUCAAAAGCGGGCACGCUUACCAGAUGGUUCAUCCAGAAUGGCACCGUCAUUCAACGCGCCGGAGUCAAGCUUGUCGAGAUCGAUGAGCCAUGCACCCAUGAGACCCAGUUCGCCGGCAUGUGCGCUGACUGCGGCAAGGACAUGACAGAGGAGGACUACAUGACCGAUGGACGCGAUGUUGACCGAGCCACCGUCAACAUGACGCACGACAAUACAUCUCUGCUGGUCAGCAAGAAGGAGGCCCUCCUCGCCGAGGAGGAUGCAAAGCGCCGUCUGUUGGGUGUCAAGAAGCUCUCGUUGAUUGUGGAUCUAGAUCAGACCGUGAUCCAUACAACUUGCGAGCGAACGAUUGCCGAGUGGCAGAACGACCCGAACAAUCCCAACUACGACGCAGUCAAGGAAGUCCGAAGCUUUCAGCUUGCGGAUGACAGGCUGGCCAAUGUCGCGGCAAACUGGUACUACUGCAAGCUCCGGCCGGGUCUCAAGGAAUUUCUCGACAAGGUCUCCACGAUGUACGAGCUCCAUAUCUACACCAUGGCGACACGCGCCUAUGCCCAAGCCAUCGCAAAGAUCAUCGACCCCGACCGAGUCUACUUUGGCGACAGGAUACUAAGCCGUGAUGAGAAUGGGACGGAUCAAGUCAAGACCCUCCACAGGCUGUUUCCUGUGAAUACCGACAUGGUGCUUGUAAUCGAUGACAGGGGCGACAUAUGGCACUGGAGUGACAACUUGGUCAAAGUGCGGGCAUACAACUUCUUUCUGGGCGCCGGUGACAUCAACGCUAGCUUCCUUCCAAAGCAAGUGGAUUUGAUCACCGACACCGCGCAAACCAAAGCUGCCGAGUUGACCAAGGAUGUGGAAAAGAAGAGUGAAGACUCGAAUGGAGAGGCCCAGGUAGUGUCCAUCGCCGCGAAACCUCCUGAAAGCAUUUUGGCACCAGUAACAAACGGCGUACUAACUGAUUUGGAAAAGCAGCUUCUUACCAUGAGCGGAGGUGACAAUCCAGACUUGUUAGAGCGACAGACCAAAGAGCAGGAGAAGGUCAUCAUUUCCCAACAGACCGAGCGACCACUGCUCCAGAAACAGCUCGCGCUCGAACAAGCCGAGGAGACGGCGGAAGCUGAAGAGGAUGUGGAUAAUGCUGACGCUCCAGCGCCAGAACAACACAAGCACAAGAGCCUACUCCACGACGAUGACGAUGAGCUUAUAUACAUCGAAGCGUGUCUCCGACGUGUCCACCGCGCAUUCUUUGACGAGUACCAGAAGAAGCGGACAGCGCAUCAAGGUGGGAGGAUUGCCGAGCUUAGAGGCGAGAAGAGUCCCAAGAAGCGUGCACCAGAUGAUCUGGCGGUAGUACCAGACAUCAAGACAAUCAUGCCACGAAUGAAGCGGGCCGUGCUUCAAGGAGUCUCAAUUGUCUUCUCCGGCAUUGUUCCUCUAGGCAUGGAUGUUCAAUCUUCCGAUAUUGCGCUGUGGGCCAAGAGCUUUGGUGCCCAGGUCACGACAGAUAUCACAAAACAGACCACACACGUCGUGGCAAAUCCUAGCCGCAAAACCACAAAGGUCAAGAGAGCGGCGAAUCAUCCACAAAUCAAGAUCGUCACGACGGAAUGGCUGUUGCAAUGCUUCUCGAAGUGGGAGCGGGCAGAUGAACAGCCAUAUCUCAUCCAGGUGGACCCUGCCGAGCAUGGAGCACAUGGUGGGUCUCCUGAAAUCUCUGCUUUCGAUGACCUUGAUGAAGGUCCGUUGCUAAGUGCCGAAGAUGACGGCGCGAUUAGUGGCGAAGAGGACGAGGACGAGUUGAAGAGCCCGGUCAAUGUGGACAUAUCCGAAGAAACAUGGCAAUCACUCGGAGACGAAUUCCAAGAAUUCAUGGACGAAUCGGACGACGACGACCAAGGAACUGGAUCAGAUACGGAUAGCGUGAACUCGGAGAACAGCGUCCAAACUUCUUCGACUACGAGGAGCAAAAAAAAGAGAAAGCGUGGAACCGGAUCAGUGGAUGGCAGCGAGGCGGAUGAUAGCGACGCCAGCGUCAGCAGCUCCACAGGAUCGAAGCUCCAACGGAAGAAGAAGCGUGUGCUCGAGCGAGUGACUAGCCUGACCAACGUCGUGUCGGCGGACAAGUCUUCGGGUCUUCCUAGUCCUGAAACCACCGGGCCAGACGAAGGCCAGGAGAACGGUCUUGGUGGGGAAGAAGACGACGAUGACGGCGAUGCGGAGCUCGAGGCUGAGCUCCUGGCGGAACUGGAACGGGACGAUGACGAGUAG